AGCCGUUAACAAGAGGAGAAUAAUAUUGGUCUGCGGGCUAACCCAGAGUAGUUUUAUUUUCCUUGUCCCGACUUUAGAUUGAUCAGCGAAAGCUAGCCAGGGUUGGUAAUCAUCAAAAGUCAAGGAAGGAGGAAGAGAAUCUUGACCACACAAAUAAAAACAUUGUUUGGAAGAGAACAAAUUUCGUAAAGACACUACAUAGCAGGGAAGAAUAAACAAAACCAAAAUGAAUGAAAACACGCGAAUCAGUGACCAAUCAUCUCUGUAUGGGUCAGGCGAAAAGACACCAAUAACUGGAGAUAGGCUGGGCCAGACGCAAAAACAAGUCGAUCAGGUUGUUGAUAUUAUGCGACAAAAUAUGGACAAAGUAUUAGAGAGAGAUACAAAACUGUCUGAACUUGACAAUCGUGCGGACGCCCUUCAAGCAGGUGCGUCACAAUUUGAAACCUCUGCUGGAAGGUUAAAAAGAAAAAUGUGGUGGCAAAAUUGCAAGAUGUGGAUCAUUUUAAUCGUAGUUAUUCUUGUUAUCAUCGCAAUUAUCGUCAUUUGGGCUGUUGCUGAUAAUCAGUAGAAAGCUGCCUGUUGUUUUUCCGUGGUCAGACGUACCGUUUUGUAUUAUUAAAUGAUUCUUGCUCCCCUUUUUUGGCAUGUGUAAUUUUGUAGGAUAUUUAUUCGGGUUCUUUUUUUGUUCCUCUUUCACUGUUACAGAAAGUUUCAAAUUAUUACCGUUUUCUCCACUUCAUUCUGCUGUUAUUUUAUAGUAAUGUACACAUAUGUCAAAAAUGUUGUAAAUUAAUUUAAAAAAUUCACAAUUUGGUGUAGGUUGCCAACAUGGUAUAGAGUAUUUUUUUGCUGUCAAUCAUUUACUGUAAUUUAUAAACGUUUUUUUUGUUUGUUUGUAUGAAAUGCAUGGUGCUGUAGCUUAAUAUAUUAUCUUUGAAGCACAAAUUUCGAAUUGAAGCGAAUAAUUUGCACACAAUAAUGUGUGAAGCACUAAAAACAUUCGCAUGACAGUAGAAUUCACCAAUGUGCUGUUUAAUAAAAUACAACCAUUGAAUAUCAUUUGUAGUGUGCGUGUUUUUGUUGCUUAACACAAAUCUCCAUCCAUUUUUCAUUUACAACCAACCUACUCGAACUUACUUGCGUCUUUUUGACAGCAGAAAAUAAUUCUUAAAAGCUAUGUUUUUGAAAUAGUAGAAUUGUAGUGGGUGCAAAAUUUCUUACAAUGUUAUUGUACCCAAAAAACUUCUAACAAGCCCAAGUUAAACGCUUUUCUGCUUAAAUAGCUAGCUUGCCCAAGUGUUUUGUCUAGUCAUCCUAAAAGUGAGUUUUGAAGGUGUUGAUUUUGACGAAGCAUAAUAUUGUAAAAUGUUUAUUAUUGGGUGAUGUAGCUAUAUCUUGACAUAAAUACUGGUUAAUAAGAACAA
Messenger RNA from Hydractinia symbiolongicarpus, 1427 nucleotides. RefSeq names its product vesicle-associated membrane protein 3-like. NCBI's taxonomy places the organism in Eukaryota, Metazoa, Cnidaria, Hydrozoa, Anthoathecata, Hydractiniidae. Gene Ontology annotation, molecular function: SNAP receptor activity; syntaxin binding. Gene Ontology annotation, biological process: vesicle fusion; vesicle-mediated transport. The record is from RefSeq and is a predicted model, not a curated record. Gene Ontology annotation, cellular component: SNARE complex; plasma membrane. The transcript has 8 exons. Bases 227 to 571 code for a protein of 114 amino acids.